This is a messenger RNA of Exophiala spinifera, 1251 nucleotides long. RefSeq lists its product as uncharacterized. Gene Ontology annotation, molecular function: methionyl-tRNA formyltransferase activity. Gene Ontology annotation, biological process: conversion of methionyl-tRNA to N-formyl-methionyl-tRNA; biosynthetic process. Gene Ontology annotation, cellular component: mitochondrion. The record is from RefSeq and is a predicted model, not a curated record. The transcript has a single exon. NCBI's taxonomy places the organism in Eukaryota, Fungi, Ascomycota, Eurotiomycetes, Chaetothyriales, Herpotrichiellaceae. The coding region runs from base 1 to 1251 and encodes 416 amino acids.
AUGAAGCGGACUCUAUUCCAGCCAUCACCAUGUUGGCACACACGUUCUAAGAUUUCAAGGUGGGCGAGAUUACCCUCUCCCCGUCUACUCUCGAGCCAAAAAGCCAAAGAUGAACCGCUACGCAUCCUUUUCUGCGGCUCCGAUUCAUUCAGCGCUGCCUCCUUGACUGCCCUACAUGCCUUUUCAAAGACCGCGCAAGCCAACAUCGCCUCCAUUGAUGUUGUCACGAGAACGGACAAACGAAGCGGGCGAGGUCUGAAGCUCGUCAAUAGCCCGCCCAUCAAGCAUGACGCCCAACGACUUGACCUUCCAAUUCAUCAGAUUGACACCUUCAAAGGAUGGAAUUUACCAGAGUACAAAGGCUUAAAUCGACAGAUUAACCUGGUGAUCGCAGUUUCCUUCGGACUUCUCAUCCCUCGAAGGAUCCUUGACAUGGCCAAAUACAAUGGCCUCAAUGUGCAUCCCUCGAUGCUACCGGAUCUGCCAGGAGCUGCUCCGAUUCAAUGGUCCAUAAUUUAUGGCAGAACGACGACAGGGGUCACAGUGCAGACAUUGCAUCCAUCGAAGUUCGACCAGGGGCUGAUCCUCGACCAGACUCCAGCUCCCGGCAUAGCAAUUCCCAAUCCUCAAAGUAUCACGACCCCGCAGCUUAUUGACUUGUUGGCGCCUUUGGGAGCCGAAAUGUUGGUCAACGCGAUUCGGAACAAACUGUACAUCUCGCCAUAUGAACCCGUCCGCGACCAAGGGAAUGCCCGAGAGGUGGCAAUGGCUCCUAAAAUCACUCCGCAGAUGAGAGUCAUUGAUUUCACCAAAUUCACCGCCACCGAACUCCUAAGGCGAAACCGAGCAAUUGGGCCUUUGCAGGUGUUUCUCAAAAAGGGCGACGAGUCAAAAGACCUAAUACGCAUCAAGAUCUCUGAGGAUGCUCGAUUUGCUACGAGCUCAGACAUCCCAGAAUGCAUGAGAAGCUUUGCCGACCGCAUUCCAGCAGGCGUUCCUUAUGCAAUAAUGUCAAAGAGCCAAAGUCCGACUAACAGCAAUAAACCUUUGUUGGUUAACACUCUCGCGACGGAUAGCGACUGCAGACAAGUCGCAUUUCCUCAUAUGACCGUCGCAUCUAUGGGAAAAUCUACCGGUGCAGCAGCUGCUGCUCGAGCUAUAGCCUUUCGCAGAGCCGAGAUCGUCGGAGAUUUUGGUCUUCAUAUUUGUACGCGGCCUUUCAUGCUGCCGGAUGACCUCAACGGGCAAUAA